AUGGCAGAGUCAUCAAAAACUGAGCCAGAUGCCGUGGACAUUCUAGAAAGACAAAUGAUGUCUUUCUGCAAUCUGAUUCCUGUCAGUUCGUGGGGCUUUGAUGACGACGUCAAAGAAUCGCUGAAAAUGCGAAAACACAGCUUGGUUAAUCGUCAGCUUAGCAAAAAAGAAAGAAAAUCCAUGCCAGCACAACAAAAACAGCACUUGGCAAAAGGAUUAGGAUUAGUUCCAAACACUGUCCAAGAAGUACUUGAAUGGAUGUCAAACAGCAAACAGCAUUCGAAAGUACAACCGCAGAAAAACGUGACACCAAUAAAGAGAACAUCUGCAGGAGACGAGAAAAAGGAUGUCUCCAAGUCGAAAAAAAUUAAGAAGGAAGAAAAUAAGCCAACAUCAGACUCCGAAGAUUCUUCCGAUGAAGAGGAAAAUGACGAUGAUAAAAAUGAUAUAAACGAGGGUCAAGAGCCAGUUCCGAAAAAGCUCAAGCAAGCAGAAUCUUCUGAUGAUGACGACGAGGAUGAUGAUAAUACAGGAGAUGGUAGAAAGGCUGAAGAUAAGGAUGGAGACGAGGACUCGACAGAUGAGGAAGAAGAUGAGGUUCCAGCGAAAAAACCCAAAGUUGUGAGCACAUCAACCCUCAAAUCUAAUGAUAAAAUUGACAAUGAAAUCAAACAGUUGGAGGAAGACGAAGAUAAUGAAUCGCCUGAAAUCAAGCGUCAAAUCGCGUUACUCCGUCUUCAAAAAAAGCUGAAAGAAAUGAAAACUGAACGAAAAGGAAAAGGGCCGGCUAAGGUAACUGCUGCAAUGGCUGAGAAGCUUGUAGAAGAGAAACGUUUGAAACGAAGAGAAAGUAAACUCAAAUUGAAACAAAGACGCGCCGAGGAGAAGAAAGUAAAGGAAGAGACUCCAAAAAUCAAGACAGAAGUCAUUGAGAACGUUGAGAACGAUGGAUCAGAGAAGAAAAAAUCGGGUAUCACUUUCAACAAUCUCAAAUUUGUAAUCAAAGAGGACAAGCAAAGAGGAAAGAGGCAAAGAACGGCCAAGAAAGACCGAGCUCUUAAGCUAACUGGAAGAGAUUACAAGUCUCUUAUUGCUAAAGUCGAAGAAACAAAAGCCACUAUCGCAAAAGUACGAGAAGCAGAUCCACACAAAGCAACCAUUAUGGAAGAUGAGUUGAAAUGGGAGAAAACAUUGAAGAGGGCUGCUGGUGGAAAAGUUAAAGACAAUCUGGAAAUGCUGAAAAAGGCUCUUGCUAAGAAGAAUAAGCUGAAGGACAGAAAGAAGCAGAAGUGGGAGAACCGUGACAAGAAAAUCGACGGAGAAAAGGAAACGAAGCAAGAGAAGAGAAAGAAGAACCUCCAGAAACGCAUUGACGAUGUCAAAAAGAGAAAGAUGAACAAGCUCAGAAACAAGGGAAGAAUCCUUUAA
This is a messenger RNA of Caenorhabditis remanei, 1428 nucleotides long. RefSeq lists its product as uncharacterized. Gene Ontology annotation, biological process: ribosomal large subunit biogenesis; ribosomal small subunit biogenesis. The transcript is spliced from 6 exons. Gene Ontology annotation, molecular function: DNA binding; RNA binding. Gene Ontology annotation, cellular component: nucleolus. The record is from RefSeq and is a predicted model, not a curated record. NCBI's taxonomy places the organism in Eukaryota, Metazoa, Nematoda, Chromadorea, Rhabditida, Rhabditidae. The coding region runs from base 1 to 1428 and encodes 475 amino acids.